AUGCCUUCCGAAGUCUCAGACAUCAAGCAAUUCCUCGAGAUCGCUCGCAGAAAGGAUGCCACAGGUGCCCGCAUAAAGAAAUCCGCCAAGGGCAAGGAUAUCAAGCUCAAGCUCCGCGGAAAGCGAUUCCUGUACACCCUCAAGCUCAAGGACUCCGACAAGGCCGACAAGAUCAAGCAAUCUCUGCCUCCUAAGAUCAACAAGAAGAACAAGAAGGCCAAGAAGGCGUGA
This is a messenger RNA of Exophiala aquamarina CBS 119918, 231 nucleotides long. Its product is annotated as ribosomal protein L38e. Lineage: Eukaryota; Fungi; Ascomycota; Eurotiomycetes; Chaetothyriales; Herpotrichiellaceae. Gene Ontology annotation, biological process: translation; protein-RNA complex assembly. The transcript has 3 exons. Gene Ontology annotation, cellular component: cytosolic large ribosomal subunit; ribosome. Bases 1 to 231 code for a protein of 76 amino acids. Gene Ontology annotation, molecular function: structural constituent of ribosome. The record is from RefSeq and is a predicted model, not a curated record.